ACCCAAAAUCCUGCACUCCGCAUCGCAGGGCGUAUCCAAUUCCACCGCAGCAGCUCCGAGAGAUUCUCACUUCGCUCUCCUCUCACAUGCCUCUCAUCUCUUCACUCUUUUUCUCCCUCUCCUCCUCUCUCUGACUCGCACUCUGAUUCUUUAACUUUUCUCUCUCUUCAACCGAACCUCCUGUAGUUCCACCCCGCGCUUUUCUGCCCUCCCCCCAUCUUUUUUUUUCCUCCUUCACUAUUCUACCUCACCUCAUACUUUGCUUCUCUCACAAUAUCUUCUCGUGACCUUACUCUCCUGCUUCCCUACCUACCUACCUGGUCAUUCUCCUCGCCGAUACGACUCAUACAGCUUGGAUUCUGCAAUCCAUAGGGUAUUCUAACUAUUUGUCAUCUAGCUCACUUAACUGAACAGAUCGGAUCCACCGCGUAGCUCUUCCUACGCUCCAUCGUCCCCCACAAUGUGUCCAAUGCUCCUCAGCUCCCUUCGUGAUGGUCCUGCCAUGGUCCUCUCGCCUCCCCAGGAACAUGCUUUUCUUCAAUUCCCUUGUCCGCCAAAGCGGGACGUUGCUGCCGGAGCUACCUCGCGACCUUUCUCUACCCAUGGGGUCCCCCCCAAUGCAUUCUCCUCUGGCGUCAACACCUCCUUCUCCGGAGCUUUGACCCCUAGCCCCUUCACUGGCGGAAAGCCCUCUCGCAAGAGAUCGCGUGAUGAUGUUGCCGCUGAAGACUCUCUCAGCAACGGAGUCGCAACCACUCCCGCUCCCGUGCCGCGGAAAGAACCUAUCUACGGCGACGGCAUGGUUUUUAGCAACGCGCGUACGGGAAUGGCUCUCUCCGCGGCAAGUCAAACUGGCACUUGGUAUGACGAGGCAGCGGGGAAUGCCAUCGCGGCCUCUCGCGCGUCGCAACGCCACGCCUCAGAAUCGAGCCGCAAGUCCCAGCGUCUUGAUCCGUCCGGUCCCGGGUUAGACGAUCUCGCGCUUUCCCGCAUGGAACGACAACUGCAGCAGAUCGACAAGGAUGACCAUUGCCGUCCCGUCAAUGCCGCAUCCCGAUGCAGUCCUCUCGCGCCUGCACAGCCUCUAGUUGACGACGCUACCCGCCUCCUAGGAAUCAGCUGGCAACGCAUUCAGACUGACGAUACGGACCUGGCCGCCGCCAUCCGUGGCUGGAAAAAAUACAUUGACCGACAAUUCUCACGCUACCUUGUGGAUUGCGAAAUCCUGAUGAAAAACCGCGCCUUGAACGCCUACCUGGUGACUGCCCGGCCAAUGACUGCCAUGGGUCCUGCAAACCUGAACGCUUUCUACCUCUUCAGUGACGAUCUCACGCAAAGCCAACUAGUGGGCUCAUCUUGGGAAGCCUGCCUUCGAAAUCUCCAGUCAACCCCAAUCCUUUUCGAAGGAACCGAAAUCCUCAAUGCGUCGGACAAACUCCUUAAUCCUGACUCUCGCCAGCAUCGAACUUUUCUGGCCAACCCAGCCGAAACCGGGCUCCCCCUGAUCCAGACACUCUGUGCGCAACCUGCCAGUGCCGAAUUUGGCCAGGGAUUGAACAACAGCGUAGGAAUGGGGACGGUGAUGGACCUCGAUGCAUGAGCCUCCC
Molecule: messenger RNA, 1607 nt
Organism: Aspergillus ochraceoroseus IBT 24754
Lineage: Eukaryota; Fungi; Ascomycota; Eurotiomycetes; Eurotiales; Aspergillaceae
Exons: 1
Coding region: 461-1600 (379 amino acids)
Source: RefSeq, a predicted model, not a curated record